Megalops cyprinoides (Indo-Pacific tarpon) is the source of this 1768-nucleotide messenger RNA. RefSeq names its product ligand dependent nuclear receptor corepressor-like (gene lcorl). The record is from RefSeq and is a predicted model, not a curated record. Gene Ontology annotation, molecular function: DNA binding. Gene Ontology annotation, cellular component: nucleus. Bases 1 to 1692 code for a protein of 563 amino acids. Lineage: Eukaryota; Metazoa; Chordata; Actinopteri; Elopiformes; Megalopidae. Gene Ontology annotation, biological process: regulation of transcription by RNA polymerase II. The transcript has 7 exons.
AUGGCUACCCAGUGCCGUAGCUCUAAAUGCACGGCAGAAAGGAAAGGAUUCCGGCGGGAACUCGAUUCCUGGCGGCACAAAUUGGUCCACUGCGUAGGAUUUGAAAGUAUAUUAGAAGGGAUCUAUGGACCAAGGCUGCUCAGAGAUCUCAGUAUAUUUGACGACUGUGAACCAGAUGUGGUCAGUGACUGGUCAGUGGAUGCCAGCUGUUCUUUCUGCAAUCUACAAUUAGAGAAGCUCAGUGACCAUAUUCCCAUUGUCAGUUCACCUCAGUCGACUCCUACAGAAGAAACUCCUCCUCAGGGCCAGUCAAACACUGAGAAUAUUGAAUGCCACGCUGACAAAUUUCUCCAUGCAAUCUUUCGAAAGAAAGACCUUCCUCAGAGCUGUGAUCCGAACAUUCCCUUAGUUGCUCAGGAAUUAAUGAAAAAGAUGAUCCACCAAUUUGCCAUUGAAUAUGCUUCGAAAAGUCAGAUUGAAGGAGCAAAAAACGUCUCGUCCGUGGAUGUGGACCCAGAGUGCUGCAGUCUCCAGCACCCUCCAGAUCAGGAUGGACCCCUUGACCUCACUGUGAACAGAAACCAAGUGAAUGUUGAACAAGCAGAUGGGGUGCUUGAUCUCUCGAAAAAAAAUUGUGCCAGUUCUACAUUGUCAACUUCAACAACUGCAUCCACUAAUCAAAAAGCUUCAGGGAGACUGCAGAAAGAUGACUAUGUGGAAAGAAGCUCUGAGUUUUCGGAAGGUUUGCUCUCAAAAGCCUUGAAAGACAUUCAGUCAGGAUCGCUGGACGUUCACAAAGCAGCCAUACUUUACGGCAUACCUCAAAAAACAUUGCAUCUCCAGCUGGAAGCCUUAUCUGAAGGAAGACUGACGAUGUUGAAAAGCCUUCCCCAAGACGACGGGGUGGACCUGGUUGCGAAAAGCAGAGAAACUCGCCUUGUUUUGCAGAAGGUCGCCACCUGGGCCCGAGCUCAGGGGGAUCGUGCGGAGCUGGGUAAAUUUUGCCUGAUGGAAAAUUCGGAGCUGAAAUUUCCUGCAGCUUCUACUUACCUCCACCAACUAACCAUGCAGAGGAUGGUCUCUCAACUGAAAGAGAAGAACGAAAGCCUUUACUUUGAGAAUUCAAACAGUCCCACUGUAUGUUUAAAAAUCCCUCAGGUACGAGUCAGUUCUGUGCCCAAGUCCCAAGCCGACAUCGCCAGUCUUGUGGAUGUAAUGUAUCAAGUGUCGAAAGCUACAUCGUUGCCAGAGGGCUCGGCACUUCAAAAACUCAAAACCAUACUCCCUAAGCAGAACAAGGUGGAAUGUUCUGUACCUCUUCUUCACUCUGGUAUUGAAUCCUGCCUCAUGCAAGCUGAUCUUUCUCCGUUGUGUCUUAACUUGAAGAAUGGUUCUGUUGAAGAUGGCGCCGAUGAUCUGGACCGGAGAGAUAAACAGCGCAGGAAAAAGCGUGGCCGGUACCGUCAGUAUGAUCACGAUAUCCUGGAAGAAGCCAUCACCAUGGUAAUGAGCGGCAAAAUGAGCGUCUCUAAAGCACAAGGAAUAUACGGAGUACCUCACAGCACUUUAGAGUACAAAGUUAAAGAGCGGUCUGGGACACUGAAGACCCCACCGAAAAAGAAAUCCAGAUUUUCCGGAUCUGGGCCUUUGCGUAUAACCGAAUCAGGGACAAGCAGCUCCAAAAGGUUUUAGGCUGCAUUUUUUUUUCAAGUCUAACUUGAACACUUGAAUACUCAAAACAUAGACAGGAUACAUUAAGUGAACACUU